This is a messenger RNA of Apiotrichum porosum, 2694 nucleotides long. RefSeq lists its product as uncharacterized. NCBI's taxonomy places the organism in Eukaryota, Fungi, Basidiomycota, Tremellomycetes, Trichosporonales, Trichosporonaceae. Bases 1 to 2694 code for a protein of 897 amino acids. Gene Ontology annotation, biological process: actin cytoskeleton organization. The record is from RefSeq and is a predicted model, not a curated record. The transcript has 2 exons. Gene Ontology annotation, molecular function: actin binding.
AUGGCAGCCACCCUCAUGCAGCAGCCCGCGCACCGUCCAUCCAUGGACCACGUCGCGUCCUUUGACCGGUCUCGUCCCUCGUCCACCGUCUCCGCCCCCUUUGGCUCCCCCAGCUACGAACGCAGUCCAUCACCCGCAACGCAAGGAAGCGCUGGGGCGCCAGGGGCGCCGCGCUCGCGGACCAGCUCGAACAAUUCGGCAGCGCCCACUGCAGCGGUGACCACCGCACAGAUGGCCCAGCCUGUCCCAUCGCCAUACACUCAGCAACAGUACGCCAACUACUUUGCUGCCAACCCGGGAUACGCCGCUGCCAUGCACCAGCAAGCCGCCGCUUGGGGUGCACCCAACGGUGUCUCUGCUCCGUCGUUCUAUGCCGCCCCCUUCCACGCCUACCCCAAUGGCCCCGCACCAGGGGCAUAUCAGCAGGGUUUCCAGCAUGGUCAGGCCGACUUCUCCGCCUGGGCGCACGUGUACCAGCAAAUGGUUGCUGGUGGACACAUGCCCGCGCCCGGCAGCAUGCCCCCCAUGCCAGCGCAGCAGCAACAAGAGCAUGACGAUGUUGCCGACCCACCCAGGCGGCGAACUGUUUCAAGUGCCUCUGCAGCUCAGCCCUCGUCCCAAAAGGCCAUCCAGCAGCCCCAACAGCCGUUCCACCCUUACCAGCGUGGGCCCAAGCACAGGAGCAACGGGUCGCGCGACACCGUCCGGAGCGCCUCCCUUGGCUCCGUCUCUGUCGAUGGUCUUGGCAACAAGGUUCCACGCAGCGCUUCGCAAGAGCUUGACCACAUCCGCACUGCGAGCGCCGACAUGAACUCUCCCCCUCCUCUCUCCGCAAACGACGCCGACCUCGUGCCGCCGCCAAAACUCGGAGCCCGCGACCGCCCGGCCUCGGUCAAGAGCCAGGGCAGCUCGCGUGACGGAUCGCGUUCGCCGGUUUCAACCACCCAGUCCCGCACAGCAUCGCCAACUGUUGCGUCUCCGCCAGCAUCGUCCACGCCAUCCAUCAAGUCUGCAUCGCGCUCGUCGACACCUCUCACCACUGGUACCAUCGCGACCAACGCAACCAAUUCGGCGCAGUCUCGCCCCUCACCCCUUUCUCAGACUGCGCCGGCUGCGGAACAGCAACAGCUGAGUGACAAGAAGCAGGCUCGUCACCAACAACAACAGCAGCAGCAGCAGCAACCCCGCCAAGUGUCUCGCUCGCGCCCUGCCCCUCCCGCCAACGGACAUGUCGACCUCGCACCACCCAACGCACCGUUUAUCAACGUUCAGGCGAUGGCGAGCGAUGUCAGCUUGGCCGAGACCCAGCGUACCGCCGCGACCACCACUCCGUCGAUCGCCGGCGCCAAGAGCAACAGCGGCAAGCGUAGUCUGUUCAGGAUGAAGAACAAGUCGUCGGACAACAUGUCCAUCUCUUCGACCGUCUCGUCUGCCAGUAUGAUGAUCCGGAAGCUCGGCUCCCUUGGCAAGCUUGCCCGCCGCAAUUCGCUCAUGGGCAUAUCCAAGAUCUUCAAGGACAAGCCCAAGGACGAGGACGCGCCUGUUCCUGCAAAGCAAGGUGUUCUGAGCUUCAAGAAGAAGAACGGCAAGAAGGCCGAAGUCGCCCCGGCCGAGGUCAGCCACGCUACUGCCGAGCUCGACCGCAUCUCCGAGGACGAGGACCGUGUGCUCUCUGGUCUCACGCCCGCUGCCAAGCUCGCCCGGCAACAUACCGUGCGCUCGCGCCAGGAGGCGGCGAAGAAGGCCGAGGAAAGCAAGCGUGCCGCGAUGGCACAGGUACAGGCCAUUCCUGAAUUGGCCGGGCCGUCAGGAGAGCCUACGUGGGAUGUAAGCACGACCACUCGUGCCACGCAGAUUGCCGAGGCCUCCGCGGCGGCGGCAGUGACAGCACCGUCCGUGGUCCACGUUGUGCCUCGUAGCAGUGGCCCCACCAUUGUCCAGGCUGUCGCGUACACCUUUGACAGCGAUGCCGAGAGCUCGGACGGCGACGACACCGUCGACGACAUCACCACGUCCAUGCACCAAACGUCCCUUGUCGACGACGAUUUCAGGCCUCUUUGGGUUGGUCCCAACAUCAACCACAAAGCACAGCCCAAGAAGGGUAUUCUGAAGAACACCGUCUCGAACGAGAACAUGGAGACUGCCAGCCGCCAGCGUUCAAGCUCCACUUCGGAAACUGUCCUUCAGUCCAGCGCUCCUGGUCGCUCGGUGCUGUCGCCGCUCACCGCGCCCACACCCGAGAGGAUAGAUGGCGUUGCCCACGCUCCCCAUGUCGACAGCAUCGGCGGCGACAAGGUCGAGACAGUCACUGAGGACCCAGGUACCUAUGACCCUCUCUCGCCCGACUUUUCGCCGUUUGACAGCGGACCCAUCGAGCUCGACCUGAAGCCCAGCAUCUAUAAGCGUCCCGUUCUGAACACGUCAGCUCCUUCGCUCUCGCUUGCCGGCCACGGCGUUCAGCCCCAGGCUGCUCGCGCGAUGACUGCCCCCAUCCGCCGUCGUCUCAUCUGGGCACCCGAGUGUGCCGUAUACAGCACGUACGAUGCCGGCACGUAUGAUCGCCGAUCGGAACCUGCCACCUGCAACCGUCUCACACCUGAACUGGCCAUGGCCAUCAAGCAAGAGCUCAACGCGUUCAAGCUUGAGAUGCCCGUACACCCCGACAGCCGUGUUCACACCCACUACUUUGCCUAA